AUGCUAUUACUCUAUCUCUGGAGCACAUCGGACCCUGCCUUUGCAGACAAACAUGGCAGUGAUUCUUUGGACUUGCCGCUCCAGCCAAACCCUGAUCUGCACAUUGAUAGCAGGCCAGGCUGGCGCGACGAAAUCACGCCGGACUUUCUCGAAAUGCUCGAUCGAACCACGCAGAAGUGCGGGGAUUACGUCGACUACGCCACUAAACGCCACCCGCCGUUCUCUCAGGGCAAGCACCGGUACCCCUAUAUGCGGCCAGCGCCCAAGUGCCGCACUUUCACGUCGGCCGCGCUUGAAAAGGUGCUUGUGGACUUCAAGCGCAAGCUCAAGGACCCGGAUUUGGCCAGGUUGUUGGAGAACUGCUGGCCCAACACGCUUGACACCACGAUUUUGUGGCACCGCCUGGCCCUGGCACACGGCCUCGACACGCCGGAGACAUUUGUCGUGACCGGUGACAUCCACGCGGAGUGGCUCCGCGACUCGGCGCGCCAGCUCUCGGUUUUUCAGCCGUUGCUCAAGCACGACGAGCAACUCCGGGUUUUGGUCCGUGGUGCCAUCCACACCCAGGCACAUUACGUGGCCUCAGCGCCGUACUGCAACGCGUUCCACCCCCCGGCGCACUCGGGCGUGAAGAAGGGCGAGUCUGCCCGUGACCAGGUGUUCCCCCCGCCUGAUUGGCGCCAUGUGUUUGAGUGCAAGUACGAGAUCGACUCCCUCGCGUCUUUCCUCACGUUGACCAACGAGUACCUUGAGCACACGGAGCACGACCUCCUGGUGAUCUCGGGCACGUGGUUGCGGGCGUACGACAGGCUCUUGGCCGUGCUCCAGCGCGAAUCCAGACCCCUGUUUGACCCCGAGUCUGGCCACGCUGCACCGUUCUACUACUCUUUCCAGAGAAACACCAACAUCGGCUCCGAGACCUUGCCCUUGGGCGGCGUCGGCAACCCAGUCAACUUCCACACGGGCUUGGUGCGGUCCGCGUUCCGGCCCUCCGACGACGCCACGAUCCUCCAGCUCUUCGUUCCUGGAAACGCCCACAUGCUCUCGGAAUUGCGCAAAACCGUCACCAAUGUCUUCGACCGCAUUGCCCACACGCCGGAAACGAAAAGGUACGCGGCCCUCACGCGCGCGUUCAUUGGCGAAAUCGAGCGCGGUCUCAAAGAGCAUGCCAUCGUAGACCACCCAAGGUGGGGACGCGUGUAUGCGUACGAGGUGGAUGGGUAUGGCGGUGCGGUCUUUAUGGACGACGCCAACGUGCCGUCGCUCUUAUCGCUUCCCGAAAUGGGCAUUUGCGGACAGGACGACCCCGUGUACCACAACACGCGCAGAAUGAUCCUCUCGAAAGAAGGCAACCCCUACUUCCUCAAGGGCCCGUACAUGGAAGGAAUUGGUGGGUCGCACAUUGGCAUCCGCCAUGCGUGGCCCAUGUCGCUCUUGAUGAGAAUGCGCACCACGGACGACGACGAGGAGAUCUUGCGCAGCUUGGACCUCGUCAUGGCGUCCACUGCGGGGCUCGGCCUCAUGCACGAGAGCGUCAACGUCAACGCACCCGGCGGCGGCGACUACACCCGCCCGUGGUUUGCGUGGUGCAACUCUGAGUUUGGCAAAACCAUGCUCCAUCUAGCCGUGCACAAGCCACACCUUAUUUUCAGGGACAAGUACGCCCACAGCCCCUACGACAUCGAUGCGGUGUUUGCCUGA
Molecule: messenger RNA, 1701 nt
Organism: Metschnikowia bicuspidata var. bicuspidata NRRL YB-4993
Lineage: Eukaryota; Fungi; Ascomycota; Pichiomycetes; Serinales; Metschnikowiaceae
Exons: 1
Coding region: 1-1701 (566 amino acids)
Biological process (GO): carbohydrate metabolic process
Source: RefSeq, a predicted model, not a curated record